Molecule: messenger RNA, 7475 nt
Organism: Periconia digitata
Lineage: Eukaryota; Fungi; Ascomycota; Dothideomycetes; Pleosporales; Periconiaceae
Source: the annotation of a GenBank genome assembly
UUUCCGGGUACCCUGUAGGGCCGACACCUGGAUGCACAUAUGAGAUCAAUGUGCAAACCUCGUCCAGCUCCCAAUGCCUGCUUCAGCCGACCAUGAUGGCUUCGCAAGUCGUCUCUGCCGCAUUCUUCUGUCCUCGCACGAGACCUCCACCCCAGCAAUAUGUAGACGAAUUGAGGAUAUUCCUGCGCCACAAUCGGUAUGGAGCGGCUCUAUUGGCGCACGUCUCCAGCCUCGAGAGCACAUUGAGCCUUCUGUCUGAGUCCAGAGACGAUAUCGCUUCUAUACCGGACGGGGCUUACCUCACCCAACUUCUAGUCGAUUGGAGCAAAGAUGGCCCGUCAAGUCCAGUGUGCAGCGCGAAAUCGAGCAUUAUAGCCCUCCCAUUGUUGAUGGUUCUUCAACUAGGGCAAUAUUUUCGCUAUCUAGAGGCCUACGACAUCAAGCACCAUGAAUUUCUUCGUGGAUUAGGCGAAAACGGAGGAAUACAUGGGUAUUGCGGGGGAGCCGCAGCGGCACUCGCCAUCGCCUGCGCGGAAAAUGAGGAAGAGGUAGUUCAGCAUGCAGGUGUUCUUCUGCAUGUUGUUCUGGGUAUAGGUGCGGCUAUGGAGGCUGCCGACCAUCAGGCUUCACAACAUUCGGCCACAAUUGCUGUACGCUUGAAGUAUGAAGAGCAGGGCGAGGAAAUUGUGCGGAAAUUUCCUGGGACAUACAUCUCAGCUGUCACAGAACCAAAGUCGAUUAGUAUAGUCGGGCCAAGUUCUUUGCUGGCUUCGCUCACCAGCCACGCGAGGGAAAUUGGUCUACCUGUUCACGUCACCGAUAUUACCGGUAAAUCGCAUAAUCCGGAGAGCUGCGAGCUCGCCCAGCAGAUGAUUGAACUCCUUGACAAGCAUCCUCAGUUCCGGCUAUCUCAGCACGUAGUACCGCGAGUUUCUAUGCGAUCAAAUCUGAAUGGCGAUGUGAUAGCAACAAAUGCUUUGGUAGCGGACAUGGUAGCUAUGAUGCUUACAUCAAGAUGCGAAUGGUACACCCUAUUGAACCGAGUCGCAGAAGAUAUGAAGUCUUCAGAUCGACAGUCUCAUUUGAUUGCCGUGUUCGGUCUGGAUAACUGCGUCCCAAUGUCGCCAUUCCACAAACAGCAGGUCAUCACAUCCAAAUUCGAAGCUCGAUCGCUCCCCAUGGUAUCUGUGCAAAGGAUUUCGUCUGCCGAAUCUUCACUGAAAAUGAGCUCUUUCCCGGAUACAGCGGUGGCAGUAGUCGGUGCUUCGUGUAGGCUCCCAGGAGCGAAUAACAUGGAGGAGCUUUGGACCCUUAUUAGUGAGGGACGUGAUUGCCACCAGCCAAUCCCUUCAGACCGGUUCGAUACGAAUGCCAGCUCGAGAGAAUCGAAGGACGGCGCUGGAAAGCGAUCAGAAACUUUCUAUGGCAAUUUUAUCGACGACGUUAAAGGGUUCGACGGUGCUUUCUUUGGUGUGAAUCCUCGGGAGGCUGCAAAUAUGGAUCCCCAGCAGCGACUAUUGUUAGAACUGUCUUAUGAAGCCCUUGAAGACAGCGGGUACAUUGCAGGUCAUGACCGCGCAGCAGGUGAUUCCGUGGGCUGUUUUAUUGGAGCAAGUUUUGUGGAGUAUUUAGACAACACCAAUGCUCACGCUCCAACGGCAUAUACUUCAACAGGGACUAUACGCGGUUUUCUAUGCGGCAGAAUCAGUUAUCACUAUGGAUGGACCGGGCCUUCGGAAGUCAUUGACACAGCCUGCUCAUCUUCUUUAGUUGCCAUUAAUCGCGCAUGCAAAGCCCUGCAGACUGGCGAGUGCACAAUGGCUCUUACAGGUGGUGUCAACAUCAUUACUGGAAAGAAUAACUUCAUCGACUUGGGCAAAGCUCGGUUUCUGAGUCCGACUGGCCAGUGCAAGGCCUUUGACGCCACUGCCGACGGGUAUUGUCGAUCUGAAGGAGGGGGUUUAGUGGUCUUGAAACUACUCAAGGAUGCUAUUCAUGCACAGGACAAUAUCUUGGGUAUCAUUCCCAGUGUUGGGACGAAUCAAGGUGGUCUGUCAUGCUCGUUGACCGUCCCAUCCGUCCAUGCACUUCAAUCUCUUUACCGGGACCUCUUGAGACGGGCGAAUUUCCAGCCAUCCGACGUCUCAUACGUAGAAGCUCAUGCUACAGGUACACAAGCGGGCGAUCCAAUCGAAAUGGAGAGUAUACGAGCAGUUUUUGGAGAUCCGGAUCGCAUCAGUAGCCUUCCAGUUGGGUCGAUCAAAGGAAAUAUCGGCCACUGUGAGACUGCUGCCGGAGUUGCAGGCUUACUCAAAGUGAUCGCAAUGCUCCAGCACGGAAAGAUCCCAAAACAAGCGAAUUUCAAGAAUCUCAACCCUCAGAUUGCAGACUUGAGACCAGACCGUCUCUCGAUCCCGCAAAAGGAGAUUUCUUGGGUAGGAAAAUCCCGUGUUGCGCUGGUGAACAGCUACGGCGCGGCAGGAUCUAAUGCGGCAUUGUUAUGUUGCGAAGCACCGUGCUACCGAGAGUCCUCGACGUUACAAUACCCCGCUGAGGUCUUCUUUCCACUCAUCGUGAGUGCCGGCACGAAACAAAGUCUCAUACUUCAAACCCAGACUCUUAACCGAUACUUGAGCGAGAUGCCCUGCGACGUAUCACUUCCAGAUGUCGCUUUUACGUUGAACCAUCGAAGAGCGAUCCGAAAAUUUUGCGUCACUACAACAGUUUCAAGUGCGAAACCUGUUAUCGACUUAGAUUCCCUGACGUCCCAAGCUUUUCAGUAUCCAGAGAGUCCCAAGCCUGUCGUUCUGGUAUUCGGCGGCCAGACUGGUAAAAGUGUGUGUCUGAGCCGUGCCUGGCUAGACACCUACCCAGCGUUCCGGACUUAUGUCGAUAGUUGCGAUAGAGAGCUUAGAAGCUUAGGUUAUCCCUCUCUCUAUCCUGCCAUUUUCAGUGACGAGGAAUUAUCAAGUGCAGUGCUAGUCCAGUGCGGAAUGUUCGCUGUACAAUACGCAUGCGCAAGCUGUUGGAUUGACGGCGGUCUGAAGGUCGCAGCUAUUGUGGGCCACAGUCUGGGAGAAAUCGUGGCUUUGGUAGUGUCCAAAUCACUUUCUCUUGCGGAUGGCAUGAAGCUGGCAGCUAAUCGAGCGCACUUGAUUGAUACGAAAUGGGAUGGAGAUAAAGGCUUGAUGCUGGCUGUCAACACUUCGUCGGGGGAAGCAGUCCGGUUAAUCAACGCGGCACAAGCAAGAUCACCAGAUGUACGUCUCGACAUUGCUUGCUACAAUGCUCCUCAAUCGACUGUGAUUGGCGGGGAUUCAGCAAGUAUUGAGCAGGCGGAACAAACACUAUAUCAAGAUAUGUCGUUUGCUGGGAUUAAACACAAGCGCCUAUCAACGACACACGCAUUCCAUUCCAAUCUCACCACUCCGCUAGUUGCUGAUUCAGAGAUAUUGACGGACUCACUUUCAUGGAACGAGCCAGCAUUUCCCCUCGAAUUCUGUACUGCGACUCCUCUAGGCUCCAUCAAAGAAUGGAAAGCAGACAAUCACCUCAGGAAGCCAGUCUUCUUUUCUGAUGCAGUUCGACGCAUCGAAAAUCGACUGGGCGGAUCUGUGUGGCUGGAGGCGGGCUUGAAUUCACCCAUGUUGUCUCUUGCGAAGAGAUCAUGCUCCUCUCCAGAAAUGCAUUCCUUCUUCCCACUCGAUACUAGAUCAGUAAAAACGCCUGCAGAUUUGAUCAAUCAUACGAUUUCCGGGCUUUGGAAACAUGGGAUUUCGCUCAAGAAUUGGGCAUUUCUGGGCCAAAAUCCCAGAUAUGUUUGGCUUCCGCCGUAUCAAUUUGAGAGACGACAGCACUGGGUGGAGAACAUCGACCGCGCAACCGAAGCAAAUCGCAGAUCGAAAGAGGGUAUUUCAGGUACACCGCAAUCCCGAGGCCCGGAAGCAAGAUGGCUUGUACGCAGGCAGGGUGCACCAGACGCGAAAUCAAUGUCUUUUGAUAUUGACAGUGAAUGCGAUCGGUUUCAGAAGAUUGUGGCCGGUCAUGCUGUUCUCGGCCAAGCGCUUUGCCCAGCCUCAUUGUAUAUGGAGUGUGCUACUAUGGCAUGUAAUAUCGCAGGAUGCACUCCUGAAAACGCGAAUGUGCGAUUCGAUGACCUAGAGUUUCUCGGUCCUCUUGGAUUGGACCUACGAAAAAAGAUCACGCUUAGCCUGGAUCAGGUGGGCGAUGGUAUGGCAUGGGAUUUUACCGUGCAAUCGACUUUGUUUGAAGAUUAUGGGAAAUCGACCAUUCACUGCAAGGGACGGAUAUCUUUCACCAAAUCCGCCGACUUUGCACGUUGGUCGCGUUUGCUCGACGGCCGCACCGAGAGGCUGAAACAAUCCGAGAAAAUGUUGUCAAAACAGGCAUAUGAACUGUUCUCCCGGGUUGUUGACUAUUCCGCGUUUUUAAAAGGAAUUAAUUGCAUACACUUAGACAAGAAUGAGGCUCUUGCAACCGUCACACUUCAUCAAGAGGAUCAACCUGGUCGUCAUGAAAGUACUGCAUGGCAGCGUUGCGAUACAGCUUUGAUGGACGCUUUCAUCUCCACAUCUGGUCUUCUUCUGAACAACAGCGACAUCGUAUCAGAAGACCAGGUCAUGAUCGCUACAGGAAUAGAGCAGGUGAUGUUGGACUCAGCCUGUGCUAUGGAUUCAUCUGCACAGUGGACUGUCUAUACUAUGUUCACUAGAGUCGAUGAGUCAAAAGCCUUGAGUGAUAUUUUCGUAUACUCAUCUCAAGGCAAAAUGGUGGCAGCAUUUAGUGGUGUACGUUUUGCCAAAGUGGGGAUAUCGAAGCUACGCAGAACACUUUCAUCUGCGAAUCCCAAAAGUGCCAGUAGUUCUGUGGCGGAAACCAUAGAAUCGGCCACAUCAUCACUGGAUAUCACAUCUAUCACAGCGAGCAGUCCAGCGACAGAAAGUUCAGAUCAGGAAGGGCAGAAGGUAGAGACCUCCAUCACCCCCUUAGCGAAACCGGAGGAGAUGGCAAAGUCACUUAUCGCAGGUUUUGUCGGACUUGACGCUGGAAAUGUUCCCAUGGAUAUAUUGCUCGCGGACUUGGGGAUCGACUCGUUGUCUUCCAUUGAGCUCUCCACUGAGAUGCAGGUGCAAUUGAAAGUCUCUGCUUCACCCGAUGACCUCUGCAACAUGACCGUAGCAGAUCUUUCUCAGCACAUAUUGGGAUCGAUGCUGGGAAAGGCUAGCUCUGUAGCGCUCGAAAAGAAGCGGGUUUUCGAAGAAUAUCCGGUCAAGGACGCAGAUGUUGAAUCGCGAAGAGAAUACCAAAUCACGUUCGACGAUCCAUUCCGAGCUCUCGCCAAAGCGCAAUUUCGUUUCGACACUGCAGCGGAGGAACAUGGGUUUGCCAACUACUGGGACGAGCCCCAUCGCCUACAGAACGACCUCUUGAUAGCGUACAUUUUGGAGGCCAUGCAGAAUCUAGGGAUAAGCCUGGAAUCGAUGCCACCUUUGACACAUAUUCCACCACUGCCAAACAUACCGAAACACAGUCGACUCGUCUCGAGAUUAUGGAAAAUUCUUGAAGCCGACGGAAUCAUCAUGAGACAUGGAGACAUUGGUUCACGUGGACAUAAGAACCCCGUCAAUCGUUCUUCCGAGAAGCUCUACAACGCUCUUGUCUCACAAUUUCCGCAGUACCAACCAGAAGCCGAAUUGAUGAAAUUGACGGGACCUAAACUGGCACGGUGUCUUCUUGGGCAGCAGAACCCGAUAUCGCUCAUGUUUGGAAGUCCCAAAGCUGCAAAAAUAAUGCAGGACUAUUAUCAAAACUCUCCAAUGCUUUCAGUGCUUACAGAAACACUAGUUGAAUAUGUAAUAGAACUGUGCAAAGGGAUAACAACGACCCCUGAGGAGCCUAUCAGAAUUCUGGAGGUCGGCGCUGGCACAGGAGGAACGACUAAGAGGCUAGUAGAUGCACUGACUGCUGCUGGGGUGGAUUGUCACUACGAAUUCACCGAUAUCUCAGCAACGAUGGUAGAGCAAGCACGAGAAAAGUUUUCGAAUCGAACUUGGAUGAAAUUCCAUACCUUCGAUUUGGAAAAAGAGGUCGAAGACAGAUUCCGCAAUCAAUUCGACAUUGUGAUUGGCACAAACUGCGUCCACGCGACGAAGAAUAGGGUUCGUUCGUGCCAGCGUCUGCGAGACACGUUGACUGAUAGCGGCCUGCUCAUACUCUCCGAAGUCACACAAGUCAUCGACUGGUAUGACAUAUGCUUCGGCUUGCUAGACGGUUGGUGGUAUGCUUCCGACGGGACAGAAUACCCUCUGCAGCCAUCGCACGUCUGGCUCGAGGCGUUCCGAUCCGCCGGAUUUGCGUCUACAUGCUGUUCGGGAGGCACCUCGCGGGAAUCGACAACACAGCAGCUACUUGUGGGAUACAAGCGGGAUCAGCCACCUGCUCGCUCGAAUUCCAUCGUAUACCGCACAGAUGCGAUGGAGUAUAAAGAAGUACAGGGUGUUCGUAUCCAAGCAGAUGUCUAUGUUCCAUACGCUGUCAGACCGGCACCGAUGCCCGUGGCUCUGCUGAUACACGGAGGUGGACAUAUUGCUCUUUCUCGGAAAGCCGUCCGCCGUGCACAAGUGGAUCACCUUCUUGCGAAUGGAUUUCUGCCGGUCAGCUUAGACUACCGCCUCUGCCCCGAGAUCAACUUGAUUGACGGCGCAAUGGUCGAUGUGCGAGAUGGUUAUUGGUGGGCGAGAAACAAACUGCCUCUUGAACUUCUGAAAAGAGGUAUCGUUGUGGACAGCGAUCGUGUCAUCGUCGUUGGAUGGUCGACUGGAGGCCAUCUGGCCAUGUCUCUUGGCUGGACCACAAAGAAAGCGGGUAUGCCGCCGCCUGCUGCGAUCCUGAGCUUCUAUGCGCCUGUUGAUUUUGAAUCCCGCGAGUUGGAUGACAAUCAUGGGAAAUCACUUCCUGAGCCCAAAAUGGAUAUUCGAGCCCUUCUUGCGAAUCUACCGAGGACUCCCGUCACAAACCACGGCACAAACCCAUCAGACGAGACUCGUCUGGGAUUCUUAAAUUCAGGUGACGCACGAUCAGAACUCCUUCUCCACGUUUUUAAGAAUCGCAUUGGUCUUCCAUUACUGCUCAAUAAUCUUCCAGAGAAUGGCAGUCAAGACGGAGAGUACUUGUCUCCUCCAUCUGCUGAACGCAUUGCGGCAGUCAGCCCGUUGGCUCAACUUCGCCUGGGCAACUAUAACGUACCUACGUUUAUUAUACAUGGUGAUCGAGACGAAAUCGCUCCGUUUGCUGCCGCGGAGCGUUUCAUUCAAGAGAUGGGAAGACGAGGUGUGAAAUAUGGAUUCUUGCGACUGGAUGUGGGUCACGUCUUUGACGUGGAUGUCCAGCCGGGAACCGCAGCAUGGGAAGAUCAAAUUGCGCCUGGGUACAAGUUUCUUGCUGGUUGCUUGUAA